AUGUGUGUAAAGUUAAACGCUUCGAAUCUAUACAAGGUAUAUUCUUUCAAGGAGGCCCAUAAUCACUAUUUUGUUGCUGAAGACGAUAGGCGUUUACUCCCCGCUAACCGAGGUAUGAACUACAUGCAAGAGCAAGCUGUUAACGCGUUGAGCGCCUUGAAUAUUGGACCAGUCAAAGCCUUUAAUAUCACGAGGACACUAUAUGGUGGGUUUAACAAGGUUGGGGUAACCAAAAACGAUUUUAAAAAUUUUAAACGAGAUCUGAACAGGUAUAUAUUUGAGUUUGACGCUGAUAUGAUGUAUAAACGGCUAUUGAGGAAGAAAGAGUACAUGCCAAACUUUUCAAUGGAGUAUAUAACCACAGAAGAUGGUAUAUUAAGGGCGUUGUUUUGGGCCGAUGAAGAUGCCAAAAGGAAUUUUUCGGUGUUUGGUGAUGUUGUUUCAUUUGAUGUGACAUAUCGGCGUAACAAGUACAAAAUGAUGUUUAUUCCAUUUUUUGGUAUCGACAACCACAAUCGUAAGGUUACUCUUGGUGCCGCUAUAAUAGUUAACGAAAUGGCUGAAACUUACAGUUGGUUGCUUAAGGUGUUUCGUGAAGCAUUUGGUCAUGCCCCUCCGGUGAUUGUCACCGACCAAGACCCAUCCAUGAAGAAGGCUAUUGAAGAUCCAUGGACUGAGAUUAGGCAUAUGCUAUGCAUGUGGCACAUUAUGGACAAGCUUAUUACUAAGGUGUUGGUGCUACAAUCUGCAAUAGUACAGAUUUCAAAAAAGAGGUUGUGUGCCAUUGUGUGGACUGAUUCAAUUCUACCUGAGCAGUUUGAAAGUGAUUGGGCUACCAUAAUGAACGAUUUUAACUUGGUCGAUCAUGAGUGGCUGCAAUAUGGGCAUAACGUACGUACUUGCAAAAAACCUAAAUGGAGUAAAGAAGAUGCUAGUUCCGAGGAGGGCGGUGAAGAAGCCGAUGAAGGUGACGAGGAGGAAGCCGUCUGGGAAGAAAUUGAAGAAGCUCUUGAUGAACAAGAUCAGGACGAAGAAGACGAGGAGGAUAGAGAAGAGGAUUAG
Messenger RNA from Helianthus annuus (common sunflower), 1062 nucleotides. Its product is annotated as protein FAR1-RELATED SEQUENCE 5-like. The coding region runs from base 1 to 1062 and encodes 353 amino acids. The transcript is spliced from 4 exons. Lineage: Eukaryota; Viridiplantae; Streptophyta; Magnoliopsida; Asterales; Asteraceae. The record is from RefSeq and is a predicted model, not a curated record. Gene Ontology annotation, biological process: regulation of DNA-templated transcription.